AUGGUACUGUCACAUAAUAAACCAAACAAACUUCGACAGACGCCGUCGCUGCUGCCGGCGCUUAACACGACGGUGCCCGUCAACGUGGCGGCGCGGCCCGCCGACCUGGCCCAGCGGCAUGCGCCCACCAGGUCCUCCUUGCGCCACUCGCGGCUCGUCUCCAAGGCCUACCAGCAAGAGCUGGACCCGCAGCGGCCACGGGCGUACCGGUCGCGUCGGCUGGCGUGCGCGCUCUCCGGCCUGGAGCUGCUGCUGGGGCUGUCGGUCUGCAUGCUCGCCCUCUGGCUGCUGCUGUGGGCGCCGCGCAUGCGCACGAGGGACGUGCCCUACUGGAGCGGCGCGCCGCUAUUUCUUUCUGGUCUUUGUGGACUUACCCUUGCAGGAUGUCCAGGGGAUUUUCCAGGUUCAUGUAUAAAGUUCUUCAGGGUAGUGAGCAUUAUCCUGGCAAUACAAGCAGCUUUAUCCUGUUUAGUGGCAGCUAUCCUAUCCAUGAUGCAUCUCAUACUUCUCCACUGGGCACAAUGUGAGCCAGAAAGUGCACUUUCAACAAGCUGUGAAUGUCACACUGAGAUGGCAAACAUUCUACGGUAUCCUGAUUUGAGCUGCCCAGCAGUUGUGAAUGUACUGGUGUUGCUACUUGUGGGAUCUUGUGCUUCAAACCUGAUGGGAUGCAUUCUAGCUGCCUGGCUGCUGCCCCUGCAUUGGGGCAGAUAUAGAAGUCAUGGUUACCUGCCAGUAGCCAGUCGGCCUCCAAGCUGACACCUGAAAUGAAAUGAAGUAUUAACAUGCUAAAAAUAGACAGUAACAUUGUACCAAAAGCUACUCCUGAAGAAUGAAAAUGAUUUGAUGGACUUUUUAGAUAAUUUUUAUGGUGAAAUUUAUAAAAUACAGAAUUACCACUAGACGUUGCAUGGAGAUCUCUCCAGGAUGUAAAUGCUAUAUGUCUGACAGGAUUACAUGUGCAGCUUGUAACAAAUAUUACUUCCCUUUUAAUACCCUGUAGACAAGUAGUUUGGUAAGUGUUAAAACAUCUGUGUUUACCAAUGUCAAUGGACAACAUUACAUAAUUUUAUAUUAACUGGAAAUCGUGCCCAUAUUAGAAUUUCAUGAAUGUCCAUCUAUAAUAUUACAAAUUGUCCUUAAAAUACAGCAGAGUCCCGCUAACCCGAACCCCGAUAAUCCAAAUGUUCGGUUAACCCGAACGUUCGGUAAAUCUAAACUUGAAAAAUGUUAAUCUAAGUACAGAAAACUGUGUGGUAAACUACUGUACAUACACAGUAUUUUAAUUCACACAGUACAGUAAACGUGUAUUAGACAAAUUGGCAAGAAAACAUUAGUUUUAAACAAUUCACAACAAUGAAAGAAAAGCUGUCAAACUUACUAAAAUACAGUCGAUAUUUUAUCCCUACUUUUUAUAUGACAAAAACUCAGCCAUUGUUUUUCAGUGUAAUGAAGACAGUGUGCUAUAUGACGCAUAGUUGUGCCAUUGUCUCAAAUAUCAAAUCAGCAGGUGUAGCAGUUGGCUGUUGCUUCGAAUAAUGAAGCACGGGGUCAAAGGCUUCUGCUGCAUCACUUUGUGGCACCAGCUCUCCUUUGUCGCUUUCAGGUUCAUUAUCACUUCCGCCACAGCAGUCCCCUUCUUCCUAGUCUUGAGUCACAGCAGUGUCUGUCAGGUUUUCCACACGUGCCCCAUCCUCUGCAUCCACUCAUCUACAUCUUCUUCAUUAGCUUCAUCACAUCCGGGGAUUGUCUAUCAUUUGUAGUAGCUUCACUCAGUUCUUCUAUCAAUUAGAAGCGAUUGCUUUACCAACACCCAGUUCUGUUGGCAGUUUAGAUACAUUCUCACCACUGUCUAUCUGUAUAAAAGCAUUCAGUUUUUCUUUGAGAAAUAACGUUGUAUGUUUCCAUUUACUCAUGACGAAAAUACAUACACCACUACACCUGAACGAAUACAAUACAAUACAAUACAAUACAACUGUUAUGUGUGCCAGCAAUUGAUAUCUAACAUAACCAAGUGCUUUGCAAGCCAACUGACAGUGCACUGACCCAGAAUGCUAAAAAGGUUUCAACAAUGCACAACAACAAGGGCAGGGAGUGAGAGUGGGCCAUUGUUCCCAAACUUGUUCCCAUUAGUUACCAUGGUGUACCUACUUAUCUGCUUGGUAUACUUCAUUCUAGAAACUCGUCACCGUAAUUCCUGCUAGUCCGAACAAAUUGAUAAUCUGAACAAGGUCCGCUCCGAAUUAGUUUGGAUUAACAGGACUCUACUGUACCAGAAAAACAUGGAUACCAAAAUAGAAUAUGUAAUUCACAACAAAAAUCUCUUUUUACAUGACUUAAUGCAUAAAAAAUUUUAAUGUUUUAAUUGAAUUCGCCAAUCUGUUGCUAAAAUAAAUAUAUAUAUAUACAUAUGUUAUAUAUAAAAACAAAGAUGAGGUGACUUACCGAACAAAAGCGCUGGCAGGUCGAUAGACACACAA
Schistocerca americana (American grasshopper) is the source of this 2480-nucleotide messenger RNA. RefSeq lists its product as uncharacterized. The transcript has 6 exons. Bases 1 to 759 code for a protein of 252 amino acids. NCBI's taxonomy places the organism in Eukaryota, Metazoa, Arthropoda, Insecta, Orthoptera, Acrididae. Gene Ontology annotation, cellular component: sarcolemma; dystrophin-associated glycoprotein complex. The record is from RefSeq and is a predicted model, not a curated record.